UGAAAAGGAUGAAAAGUUUGCAAGUGAACGGAAGCCACGACGAAAGCCUACCUGCUAGUUUGCGAAGACAGUCACUAUUUUAUUUUUGCUAAUCUAUAAAUAAACGUAAAACACAUCUAGGCGUAACCAAAAUGGAAGAAGGUUUGGAAAUGUCUGCCAUGAUACCUGCCUUGCAGGAAUUAACAAGCACCAGUUCCACGGAGUACGACCAAAUCGUCCAGAAACCGCGAAAAAUACUUUGCCAGUUUAUCGAGAGGAUACUGAGAGACGUUGAUGUUGUUGCCCUAGAAUUGUGCAAGACCACAAGUUCUCAGCCAGCCUGUGUGAUGCUCCUUGAUUUUGUCCAGCACUUAAUUAAGUCGUCACCAAUAAUGUUCAUGAGGCCAUCGAAAGAAUAUGGCGAGAUUGAAAAAGGAAGCUCAGAUUUCAGCAAGUGGAUUAUUGGCUGUCUCCUACAAAUUAUUGCUUCUCCAGGCUGUCAGCCUCUUCAUGAAAAGAUCAACUCGGUCAUCUGUUCUUUGCUGCACAUGUUCAGAACUAAGGGGCCAGUGAUUUUUGGUGUGUUAGCAAGUUGCCUCUUAAGCUUGCUCCAGGAGCUUGCUUCUAUUUCCAGAAAACUAACCUAUAGUCAAGUGAGCAAGGAUUUAAUAGUAUGGCCCGUUGUCAUGAAUCAGUUCAUAGUUAUGUCCUCACCUACCACUACCUACCUCACUCCCACCUCGCUUCAGGUGUCAUUAGCUGCUCUAGAAAUGCUAGAGGUUGCAGUCAUGAAAAUUGUGACCGAUAUCCUACAAGGAAUUUACUUUCCUAAGGAAGUAGGAAUACUCUGGGGCACUGCUUGUACCACAUUUGGCUGUGGCACCCCUAAGAUGAAGGCUGUUGCUUUGAAGCUGCUGACCAAUGUGGUGACCUUAGGAGGGUUACCGGAAGGACAAUCUCAGGAUUUUUUCUCUGCCUUUCUGCAUGUCCUUGACUGCCUUGUGGCAUUUGACCUGCCAGACCUGAGGCUUUUCCAGAAAGAACUUGAGGAACUGUCCCAGAGAAUCUUUACCAUUGAGAGAAGUGCACACCACAGGUUUGAGCGGGUCCACCUGAAUAUGUUAAUGGAAAGGCUUCACAGAUUAGCCAUUAGUGGGGAACUAGAACAUUUAAAGGCAGCAAACGUAACAGCAGUCCUUGGCCAUAUCUUCAACUUUAUGCUCACCUCCGUACCUGUGGGCUAUGAGUCAGCAGAGCCUAUUCGCAGGGAGAGAGUCACUGCCAUAUGUAAGACAUUGAUCAAGACCAUCGGGACUCAGACACAGCAGGAAAUAGUGCAGCUCUGUCUAUGGGCUGCACUGAGGACCGAGAGAAGAACCAUCUUACAGAUGACCGAUGGAUUUUUGUCUGACUAUGCUCAACCCAGUGCUGACAUAAGUGAAAUACCAGCUAAAAGACAGCGAUAUUCUCUGCCUCCCUCCUCGGGUUGUGUUGCCAAAUCACAACCAGCUAUGGUUGAAAUGAAGAAAAGAAGCCUGGUGUGGGCUGCUGUGGAGAAGAGACUGGAGGAACUGAUAACAGAACUGAAUAAGUGGACGCAUUCCCAAACCCUAUUUCUUCUUGAAGGGAUAGCGGUCAUUCUCCGUCUUGCUGGACUUUGCUCCAAGAUUAGCCUCUCAGAAACAGACAGGGGAGCUGAAGUGCGUUUGCCUGAGGGAGAAAAAAAUGAAGACCUCAGUAACUCUUUGAGCAAUGGCAACAAGCUGGUGUGGUUGCAGGAGAAGACAUUGGUGCAGGUGUUGGACACCUGUUACAAAGUGUUGGUCAAAAGUGCGGUUGGAGAAGAUCUGAAGUCAUGGAUGGAAUGUAUUAUCAGAAUCCUGGAUGCCAUACUCUUCAUUACCAUCAACAGGAGGCAGGAACCCAGUCUGAAUAAGUGUUUCUGUGCAUUGCUGUCCAUUCCUUGGGUGCAGGAGCACAAUACUCUCUCAGUCUAUCAGACUGCUGACUUCCCAGCAAAUACCACUGCACUCUCCCAGAAAUUGGCUCCAUUUUUCUCACCUCAAAUGCAAGCCCAUUGUGUGUUCCUGAUGUCCCUGCUUCCAAAGAAGGUGUGUCCUGAUUGGCGUUCAUCGGUAUAUCGGUGGGCCCUGCAUAGUAUUAAUGAGGAAGUGAGGGCUGAGACUGUGCGAGGAUUCCCUAUCCUGUUGCACAACCUUGGUGUCAAAUCCUAUGGCCUCAUCCAUGAAGUCUUGCUAAACAGGUUGCAGGACAGCUCAUCCCUUGUGAAAGUCCAGUUAGCUGGUAUCUCUGGACAUCUGGUCUGCUGUUUGUCAGAGAACUCCCGACUCCAGCUUCUAGAGAAAUCUGUAAUGUCAUCCAAAUAUCUUUGUGUGCACUUUACAAUGGCAAACACUCAUUCUGAUGGAACUACCACUAUUGGAGCUUCUAUCCUCACACCCUUCCUUACACUGCUCAAGCCUCAGGAAGAUAGUCCAGUGAAACAAGCUUUUAUGGAGAAUAUUCCUCAUCUGUGUAUGCACUUGGAUUUGAGCCACUGUGACCCAGAUACUAAAGCACUGGUAACUGCUUUGGUUGACCUUAUAGAGGACCCAGACCAUGGGGUACGCAUGCUCUUCAGUAAGAACCUAAAGAACAUGCUGGAAUCGUGGAAUGGUGAUGACUUCCUGAAAGAUGUCCUUGCUAGCCGGUUAAAAGAAGCCUACAACAACGCAAAGAUGGGAAGAAACAAUGAUUUGAAAAGCACGCUCAUUUUUGCUACAGGAGAAAUUGGCAGAGCUGCAAAAGGUAGCCUUGUGUCCUUUGCUCUGCUGCACCUCUUGCACUUUUUACUGUCCAAGACCACACAAGUGUCCAUGGUGGCUUACACUGAGAUCCAGGCCUUGGCCACAUCAAGGGGCUUGAAACUGCAGUCUUUUUUCAACCAGUAUCGUAAACCAGUCUGCCAAUUUCUGGUGGAAUCCAUUCACUCGCGCCACAUCACAGCGCUGCGCUCUACCCCAGAUCAGAGCAGUGAGGCUCUUCGUGAAGAGGCAGCUCACCAGAGGGAGGUGGCCCUAGAUGUCCUCUUUCAUGUGGCCCAAGUCUUUGAUUUCCCUGACCUCAACCGCUUCCUCAAUCGCACACUCCAGGUUCUCCUCCCCUACCUAGCAGCCAAGGCCACCCCUACUGCCUCAGCUCUUAUACGGACAAUUGCCAGACAACUCAACAGCAACAGGAGAGAGGUCCUCAUUAGCAACUUCAAGUACAUCUUUUCUCACCUUGUGUGCUCCUGCACCAAGGAUGAGUUGGAGAAGGCCUUCCACUAUCUUCAGAAUGAGACUGAACUGGAGUUAGGCAGUCUUCUACGACAGGAUUUUCAGGGCCUCCACAAUGAAUUGCUGCUUCGGCUGGGAGAGCACUACCAGCAGGUUUUCAAUGGGCUUGCAAUCUUAUCCUCUUUUGCCUCAAGUCACGACCCCUCUCAGAGUCUACAGGAAAUUAGCACUCCAGAGUGCAUGGCUGAUUAUCUACAGCCUAAAUUGUUGGGGAUCUUGGCUUUCUUCAACUUACAGCUGCUCAGCUCUAGUGCAGGAGAGAAAGACAGGAAGAAAAUGGCCUUAAACAGUCUGAUUGCAUUUAUGAAGCUGAUGGGACCAAAACAUAUUAGCUCUGUGAGGGUGAAGAUGAUGACAACACUCCGGACAGGCCUGAAGUACAAGGAGGAUUACCCAGAGCUCUGUUGCCAAACCUGGGAUUGCUUUGUACGGUGCCUGGAUCCACCCUAUCUCGGGCCACUCCUCAGCCAUGUAAUUGUGGCUCUCCUGCCUCUCAUAUCCAUUCAGCCCAGAGAAACUGCCACCAUUAUUCGAUAUCUUAUCCUGGAGAAGAGGGAGGAGGUCCAAGACUUUCUCCAUGAAGUCUACUUUUUACCUGAUCACACAGAGCUAAAAGAUGUUCAAGACGUCCUCCGAGAUUGUAGAGAGCAAUCCUCUAAGAGCACCGACCUGCAGGCUUCUCUCCUAUUAUCCAUGCGGGCUAUACAGCAUGAAAAUGUGGCUGUGCGUACCCAUGCCCUUACCAACCUUAAAGACAUGCUCUUCAAGAACCAAAAAUGUCUGCUGAAGUAUGUGUUAGACAGUGAGAUGGUGGAGCCAGUCAUCUCCCAGUUGGUGACAGUGUUGCUAAGAGGGUGCCAGGAUACUAACCCAGAAACCCGCCAGCUUUGUGGAGAGUGUCUUGGAGAGCUAGGAGCUAUUGAUCCUGGUCGGCUGGAGCUGUCAACUACAGACAUCCAGGGGAAGGGUUCCACGUUUGUGAUUGGAGUGGAUGAUCCAAACUUUGCUUACGAGCUCCUCAUUGAAUUGACCAGAACUUUCUUAGCCUAUGCAGAUGAUGUCCAGGCUCAGGAUGCUGCAGCUUAUGCCAUGCAGGAGCUUCUGGCUAUAUUUGAAUGUCGGGAAGGCCGUAGUGACACCUCAGGUCGAAGAUUGUGGAGACGAUUUCCAGAGCAGGUUCAGGAAAUACUCGAACCACAUCUUAAUAGCAGGUAUAAAAGUUCUCAGAAGGUGGUUAACUGGUCAAAACUGAAGAAGCCCAUAUACCUCAGCAGUUGUGGGAGCAACUUUUCUGACUGGUCUGCAACAUGGGCUGGGUAUCUUAUCAGUAAAGUGAGGCAUGAAUUGGCAAGUAAAGUGUUUAACUGCUGCAGAUUCAUCAUAAAGCAUGAUUACAAGGUGACCAUCUACCUCCUUCCCCACAUCCUGGUGUAUGUGCUGCUGGGUAGUACAAAUGAUGAGAAGCAGGAGGUGACAGAGGAGAUUAUGGCAGUCAUUAAAGAGGAUGACCAACGUUUAAGUCGCCUGCAGGAAACUACAUCUAGCCUCAGCCAGCUGAGCACCCAGACAGUUUUCUCCAUGUUGGACCACCUGACCUUGUGGGGCCGCCAUAUGAUGCAAAGCUUGAGAAGAAACAAGCCCCCUGUCCAAACUAACCGCCCAGAAAACAACGAAGACUAUGAGAAAGUGUCGCACUUCCUUACUGACAUUCCACAGGAUCUUUUGGCUAAAGCCUGCUUCCGUUCCAAAGCAUACACACGUGCAGUAAUGCACUUUGAGUCCUUCAUAGUGCAAAACAAACAGAACAUCCAGGACCAUCUUACAUUUCUCCAGACCCUGUAUGCAGCCAUGCAUGAGCCAGAUGGGGUACGAGGUGUGAAUGCUUUGCGGAGGGAUGAGCCCUCUUUAAGAGAGCAGAUCCUAGAACAUGAGAGUAUAGGAUUGCUCCGUGAGUCCACUGCUUGCUAUGACCGGGCUAUUCAACUGGAAUCGGACCAGAUUGGCCAUUACCAUGGAGUCAUGAAUUCAUUAUUGGGCCUUGGACAGCUGUCAGCUGUUAUCACACAAGUUGAUGGAAUACUUGUAAGCAGGCCUCAGUGGAAAUCUGAUUUGAACACAUAUCGCGUUGAGGCUGCAUGGAAGCUUUCCAAGUGGGAUGUUGUGGAAGAUUAUUUAGCCUCAGAUCAAAAGUCCAACACAUGGGCAGUGAGACUUGGACAGCUGCUUGUGGCUGCUAAGAAACGUAAUUCAGAGAUGUUUUAUGAGAAACUAAAAAUAGCAAGGAAAGACCAGGUUGUCCCAUUGUCAGCUGCCAGUUUUGAGUGUGGGACCUAUCAGAGAGGAUAUGAAUACAUUGUUAGACUGCACAUGCUGUGUGAACUGGAACACUCCUUCACAAAUCUGCUACAGCAGUGGCAGGCAGCAUCUUCAGAAGGGGCACAGAAAAAAGGAGGCACAGAAGAUCAAAUGGCCAUGCACAACUGGGAUGCUCGGCUGCUGAUGACUCAAAACUCUUUCAGAGCAAAAGAGCCCAUCCUUGCGCUCCGACGGGCUCUGCUUAAUCUCAACCAGGACAGGUCGAGCUGUGAGGAGCAGGUGGGUGAAUGCUGGCUGAAGAGUUCAAGGGUGGCAAGGAGAGCUGGCCUCCACCAGACAGCCUUCAAUGCCCUGCUCAAUGCAGAGAACUCCCAUCUGUCCGAGCUGUUUGUUGAGAAGGCCAAGUGGUUAUGGUCCAAGGGGGAUGUGCAUGAGGCUCUCAUGGUCCUGCAGAAGGGAGUGCAGCAGUGCUUCCCCAAUGACCAUCCGGUUACUGACAACAAGCUGGUCCAGAUCAAGGGCAAGGCUAUGUUGUUGAUGGCGAGACUCAUGGAAGAAACAGCAAACUUUGAGAGCAAUGCAAUCAUGAAAACAUAUCGGGAUGUGACAAACUUGUUGCCUGAAUGGGAGGAUGGUAACUUUUAUUUGGCAAAAUAUUACGACAAAGUGACUCAAAUGGUGACUGAUAACAAACUGGAGAAACAGGGAAACCUGAUUCACUACAUCAUCAUGUACUUUGGAAAGGCCUUGCAAUUUGGCAACCAGUAUAUCUAUCAGGCCAUGCCACGAAUGCUGUCUCUUUGGCUAGAUUUUGGUGCCAAGGUUUAUGAAGUUGAAAAAGGUGGCCGUCCAGAACAUAUACAGAUGCGUGCUGAGUUAAAUAAAAUCAAUGCUACCAUGAGUGAACACAACAAGAACCUCUCUCCAUACCAGUACCUCACAGCCUUCUCCCAGCUCAUCUCACGCAUAUGCCACUCCAGCAAUGAUGUGUUUGCUGUGCUACAAGAAAUUGUGGCCAAAGUCUUUCUGGCCUACCCUCAACAAGCCAUGUGGAUGAUGACUGCUGUGUCCAAGUCAUCAUAUCCCACGAGAAUGAACAGGUGUAAAGAAAUCCUAAGAAAGGCUGCCAACCUUAAAAGCUCACUGGAGAAAUUCAUAGCAGAUGCCACCAAAUUGACUGACAAACUUCUGGAGCUCAGCAACAAGCCGGUGGAUGGGAACUGUGCCAACCUCAGCAUGAAUGUUCAUUUCAAGACACUGAAGUUGCUGGUCAAGGAUCCCACAUUCAGCCAGAUUCUUAUCCCUCUUCAGGCUGUACUCAUCCCCACUUUGCCAUCCACUGGUGGGGCUAACCCCAACCACGAUGCCUUCCCUGGGCAUUGGGCUUAUCUGGCAGGUUUUGAUGAUGCGGUGGAGAUAUUGGCCUCACUGCAGAAGCCUAAAAAGAUCUGUCUAAAGGGUUCAGAUGGAAAAUCUUACACCAUGAUGUGCAAACCAAAGGAUGAUCUGAGAAAAGAUUGUAGGCUGAUGGAGUUCAACUGUCUUAUAAACAAGUGCUUGCGGAAAGAUGCUGAGUCCCGGAGGCGAGAUCUACACAUUCGUACAUAUGCUGUCAUCCCAUUAAGUGAGGAGUGUGGCCUUAUCGAGUGGGUAAACAAUACAGCCGGUCUGCGUCACAUCCUCAUGGACCUCUAUAAAGAAAGAGGUCUUUACAUGACUGGAAAGCAGAUCAGAAAGUAUAUUCUACCCAAGACGGCAUCCUUUCAAGAGAAGUACAAGUUGUUCAAAGAGGUGUUGUGCGCGUCCCAUCCUCCAGUCUUCCAUGAGUGGUUUUUGAGAACAUUUCCUGAUCCAACCUCCUGGUAUAAUAGCAGAUCAGCGUAUAGCCGCUCCAUUGCUGUGAUGUCCAUGGUGGGCUACAUUCUUGGGCUAGGAGAUCGUCAUGGAGAAAACAUAUUGUUUGAUUCUCUGACUGGUGAAUGUGUCCAUGUGGAUUUCAACUGCCUCUUCAACAAGGGAGAAACCUUUGAUGUUCCAGAGGUAGUCCCAUUCCGGCUCACUCAGAACAUGGUGCAUGCCAUGGGGCCCAUGGGUGUUGAAGGGCUUUUCAGACAAGCUUGUGAAGUCACCCUUCGUCUGAUGAGGGAUCAACGUGAACCAUUAAUGAGCGUCCUAAAGACAUUCCUUCAUGAUCCCUUGGUCGAGUGGAGUAAGCCUGCAAAAGGUCUCUCGAAGACGCAGGUCAAUGAGUCUGGAGAGAUACUCAAUGAAAAGGCCAAGACACAUGUGCUGGACAUUGAGCAGAGGCUUCAGGGGGUGAUCAAGAAUAGGAACAAAGUAAUGGGUUUACCCUUAUCCAUUGAGGGGCAUGUCCACUACCUCAUCCAAGAAGCCACAGAUGAGAAUCGCCUGUGUCAGAUGUAUCUUGGCUGGGGACCUUACCUCUGACCAUCUAAGCCUUAAAGUGGAUUCAGUGGAUAUUGAAGACAUUCCAUCACAUCUCUGUGUUAUAGUUUUACACAACAAAUAACUUUGAAUAAAAUUGAGGAUGAUUUACUGUA
This is a messenger RNA of Alosa sapidissima (American shad), 8194 nucleotides long. RefSeq names its product ATR serine/threonine kinase (gene atr). Gene Ontology annotation, biological process: DNA damage checkpoint signaling; protein phosphorylation; telomere maintenance. Lineage: Eukaryota; Metazoa; Chordata; Actinopteri; Clupeiformes; Clupeidae. Gene Ontology annotation, molecular function: protein serine/threonine kinase activity; protein binding. The record is from RefSeq and is a predicted model, not a curated record. Gene Ontology annotation, cellular component: nucleus. Bases 132 to 8081 code for a protein of 2649 amino acids. The transcript has 47 exons.